CACGCGGCGAGGCAGGACCGGAACCUUGACGUCCUCAGACCAUCGAGCCCCGAAUUACCGAUGAAGCCACAGCAGCCUCGCGCACCACAAGCAGACGACAGUUGUGCCACGCAGUUAUCGAGCGGCACCCGAGGGCAAACUGUUCGCGAGUCGUCGUGCUGAUGUCGGCAACAGUGAUUGUCAGACGACAGCGAUGACAGAACGAACUUGCAGGGAGCUCAAACGACGCCACCGACAUGAGCGAUGUCUAUUCACCUGCAAGCAGGACAUGCGCAUCUAGACCAACAUUACUUCCUGAUACGGAUGUGGAGAGCCAAGCAGUGAGUCUCAGGCAGCGUUCACCCUUCCAACCCUCCUCCACACCACUUACUCAUCCACCCUCCCACACGAGACGGAAUGGCCAGCCGCCAGCCCGCGGUGCGGAGCGUUAAGUGAGUAGAACCGACGCCAGCGCUGUGUGCACGAAGCGGGUAGGUGCACCCGGCCUCGCAGACCAUGCUACGCCAGUACCAGGUGGCACGCGCCGCCGUCACCGCCAGUACCACCAGCAACAGCCACAACAGCAGCGGCGGCAACCACCACGGUGCGGGAGCGGCGGACGCCGGCAUCUGGGCCCUGAAGGAGCCGCGGGACGCGGUGUCGGCGCCGCACGCCCGCCCCAUGUCCGCCAAGAUCCUGGCCGUCGGCAUCGCGCUGGUCGCUGUCGUCGUCCUCGCCGUGGCCCUCAUCAUGGGGCUGGAGUUCCCCAAGUACGUGCACGCCCAGGUGAGCGAGGACCAGUGCGUCAUCAACCAACAACACCCCAAGUACAACUCAUGGAGACUGGGUACGCAAUGGUCACGACAGGUAUACCUGUAUUUUUGGGAGCUUUCAAAUGUCGAUGGAUUUUUGUAUUCUGGGCAACUUCCACAGGUACGUCAACGAGGCCCGUAUGUCUACACAGAGAACGAGACUCGCGAGGACGUUCAGUUCAACUCGGAGACGGCGACGUUUCGCGUGAGUCGCAGUCACGUGUUUAGUCAGAACCGUACAAACGAGGAGUGCCCGACAUGUUCGGAAAAUGAUACGCUGACGGUCCUCAACGUGGACUACUUACGUCAAGUCUUCGCUAAAGGCGGGGACGUCAACUACGUCCUUUCUCUGCUGACGUCAUUUUUGCAAGACGUUCUGACGUCAAAUGGUUUGUACGUCUCCGACACCUUCAUGACGAACCUAACGCUGCUCGGUUGCCUAGACAACAGCUGUGAUAAACUGCCGCAUGUUCUUGCCAACGUCUCUUUCGGGAAGUGGCUGCAGGUGAGCAACAGCAGCUACUGCAAGGAGAUUGAGACCAACAGAAGCAGCGCCCCCUUCAACGUCACGGAGCUGCGGGGACUGUACGGUGCGCUGCUGAACGAGUCGGCGCUGGGGACCAAGCUGUUGUCGGUGGACCAGGCCGACGACCUCAACCACCAGUGCCGGAAGUGGGCGAGCGAUGUGUGUCAAGGUGUCGCUUCAAAGGACGUGAACGACAACUGCGGGCUGGUUCACCUGCUUCAGGAGUGCGGUCAUAGGUCGACGGCCGCCCCGAGGGUGCAGGAGAUCGUGUCGAGCUUUUUCUGUCCUUCAGACACGCGGUGCUUGAACCUGACGAGUGUGUCGACACCUGUCUUCUUCACCUACCUGGAGGCUUUGACGGACUUCAUCUUGCAACACCUGGUCAAAGUGACGCAAACGUUUGAGCUCCUUCAAAGGAACCGAGAUCUGGUGGUGACUAUGACCCAGAAUGACCUGGCCAUGGGCUACUUCCUGUACAGCGACACAGAUCAGGGCGAGGUCUCUCGUCACGUGCAAGGUUUGCUGACAGAGGACUGGCUCAAGUCCGACUACAGCACAGGUGUGUCGUGGACAGUCGACACCUGCCUUCAAGGUCGUAGUAUAAGUAACAACCUAAAAGUCAGAGAGUUCAACGGGAGUCAGUACGCACCUCCUUCCCUUCUGAGGAACCCGGCUGAGAGAGUGUCCGUACAAGGCCAGACCGACUUCACCGACGCCUGUAGCUCCAGGCCCACCUGCCAGACAUGUUCAGCGUCCUCCCAAUACCUCUUCCUCUACCUGCCCAGCCUACAACGCACCCUCACCUACACCUGGCGUGACGUCAUGUCCCUCUGGGGCGUAGACGUGCACCGAUACUGGCUGAUGGCAGACAACUUCGUGUGGGAUGCUAGCUACCAAGUCAGCUGUGGCCUGCAGACACUGACGUCAGCUCUCGGCUUCUUCGGGUGGAUCAGCGUUCCUAAGGUCACGGUGACCCAGCUGUCGUCUGCAGGAGGAGACUUGCGGAACUGCUCACUUCCAGAGAUUGAGUCAUUUGUUGACGUGGAGCCAGUGUCGGGGAGGCUGUGGCAAAAGAAAACGCAGCUCCAGCUGAAUGUCGGGAUACGUCCACAAGACGUGGCGAGCCCUCGAUGGCGACCCUUGAACAUCUCCUACUUAAGUAAGGCUAUACCCUUGGUGUGGACAGACAGGCGGGUUCUUCUCGACAGUUCAGAAGUUGGAUACUACAAUUACAAGGUGGUGCGCCUAAUGCGCGUGUCAUGCGGCGGUCUCAUCGGCCUCAGUGUCGUCUCCAUCAUCGUGUUGAUCGUUGGCAGCAUCAUUUUCUUCUACCCGACUCACAUCAACCGGGUGGGCCCGGCGCCGGAGGAGAGCUCCAUUGCGAACCUGCAUUCUCGACACCUGAAUGCCAACUGAAGGAAAGGCACAAGAGCCACGCAGGGUCUAGUCCACCAGUCCCGGAGAUUUAUUCUGCCGGGACAUUCUGGGUGUCAGGAUGACACGAACAUCGCUGCUUGUGACGGAAGUACAGGAUACCUUUUGUUCCAGACGCGGACCUGUGCACGUGGUCCCAAGGGCGUCAGAGUUGUGCUCCUCCGCCGCGCGGCCUCGUUCGUUGACUCGCAGACGCUGAAGCAAAACACACCGUCAGUCACUGAUGCUGGUGCUAAUUGAGUGAGAGAAUCAAAUGAGAGCGAGGUUAAUGAGGUGAUCGUCGUCCUCGGAGGAACUAUCCAGAGUGCAAAUAUGGAGAAGCUGCAUCACGGCUGCAAAGCUACCCAAAGAUGACUUCUUCAGGAUGAAGCUAAGACAUCGCUAACAUUAUCCGUGGUGAUGUGUUCCUUGACUGUCGCCUAAAGAGAAAACUGCCAAUGAAAUUUUACUUCUAAGGAUAGAUUUCUAGACACAGUGGAGAAUUUCUGUCAACAAAUAUCCGAGCCGGUGAGGAUCACCAAGUAUUGACAGAGACACAUUCACCAACCCAGUCAUUUACAUCACAGGCGUUAGUAACUCUGUUUGCUUCUGCUUUGUUGUGUUUAUUUCUUAAAGCUUGAGGGGAGAUCGACUUCCCCUUGUAAAACAAGUGAAGGUCUUCAGUUCAGCAAUCAGAGGUAAAUGCUGAGUUAUAUGCUAAAUGUGCGGUGGGCCCGGUGAGGUAUCAACCUGAACCCAGACUAGUCUAACAAUUCCCUUAGCCUUCCUUAGCGUGCCUUAGUCCCAACGCCAGAAGCUGUCAGUAUUAUGCACCCCUUGUUUUGAUGGUUUGCAUUUAGUGUUUUGGAGGGGGUCCUAAACCUUCUUACACCUUGAGUACAUCUUCCCGCAUUUCUUUUGUCCCACUUUGAAGAAAUAUAGUCUAGAUUAUGGAAAAAUAGAACAUUUCCUCACCACGUGUGAGGUUGAAACAAUCUGCUAUUCACUCUACCACAUUCCCAAUAAGGAAUAUGCCACAAACCUUGAAGGCAAGAAACAUCCUCCAGAUGCUUCUAUAGUCAACAGACGAUUUAUCUGGAAGGUAAAGACAUCUUGUUCAUUCGUUUAUUACAAGGCAAUCAAGAUAGUGUUUAUGGAAGUGGGUGAAGGAACAAUGUAAAAUAUAAGCAUUUAAGUUUAUGUUAAGUUAAAUAUAUGAAAAUAAUAUAAAGUUUCUGAGGCAAUCCAGUCCAUACCAUGUUGACUGUCCGCCCCGCAUUGUUCUUGUGUACAUUUGUUUAUUCUUUUACACGUUAUUUCUAAUUUAUAGCUGAAGACGCUCUAAACGCAAAGGGAGUGUUUCAAGGAUCGGUUUAUAAUUCACACAAGCGGGACAAAGCAACCCAAAUAUUUUUACAAACAUCCUAGUAUGUAAUUAAUGCAAACAAAAUUAGUACACUCAUAUCUACCAGUUGAAGCUGCUGCUGCUUACGUGUUGUUGUUGUUGCUGUUGUUGUUGCUGUUGAGGAGGAGGAAGAUAACGACGAGGACGACGGUGGAGCUAACUAUUUAGCUAUGAGUUAACUAAUAUACAUUAUUUGUUGUGAUGUGUACGCUGUCAUAGAUACCUCUGUAUCGCACUUCCGCCCAUUUGUCCUAAGAAUCUAGUUACAUGCCUGAAGUCUUUCGAGUUACAGGACCUGCGACACCAGUGACGUCACUUACAUUGAGCGGAUGAGUGCGUGCGUGCCCGUGUGCGUGCAGUCGAUGUGACGUGGCGUCACCAGAACUGUUCUAAAACGUUAGAAGCCAGUGACGCAAACGAUGGUGCGCUUGCACCAGUCACACAUUCUUUUCUCUUUCGGAAUAUUUCCUUUCCCCUCCUCUCUCUCUCCAUCCCCUUUCUACAGCUGGGAUUUCUACGACGUCGUUUAACGACUUUCAUCAGACACUCGUUCCCUUGCUGGAGCUAAGCUCUCUCGGCAAUACAAGAAUCAAUCAGUCGGUCAAUUAAUCAAAUAGUCUGGCUGUUUGUCCUCUCUUCAUUUGCUUUUGUCUAUGGUUUUGAUUCUCGUCUUUUCCGGUCCGCUGCAUUUAAAUGUCAGUUUGAUUUCUUCUCUUCGAUGUCGGACCUUUGCUACAUUUUCUUCCCUUGUAGUCUGUUUUCUUUGCCUUUCUCCUCGACUGUCUCCUGGAGGAUUGCGUGGACACGACCCUCUUAGCGUCCAGACUUAUAAGCCAUUGCAACGUAAAUAAUGGAGACAAGGUACAUAACAGUCCGGCAAGUGGAUAAAGAAUUCAUCGCUGGCGAGGUCUCCAGCAUCUAUUUUUGUUUGAAGUAAGAGGGCUUUAGAAAUCUUCCUCCGACGAUCGAACUGUCGGGUCACGCGUGCUUUCAUGGAGUCCCACCGUCAGACUCAGCGCUUAAAGGGUUAAUGGGGACCUUUACACUUCUUGUAGCACAGUCACUUCAAAGCAACAAAUCCCUUCUAUUUGUGCUUCUUUCUAAAGACAAGGAAUCUUGCAUCGAAAGUUUUUCAAAUAUAUAUUACAUAAUAAACAUUCUCUUUGAUCGGUAUCUGUGCUACUCUCGUGCUCCACCCCAGUAAUCCAGGUUUACUUUGUAUGUGAUGAUAUGUGUUAGAGUGGUUAGACAGUCUACUUGCUCCCAUUCUUUUCUCCGACUACUUUUCCAUGAAGUAACCGUAGUUGUUGGCUCGGCGAGAGUGUGUGUGAGAGAGACUUACCUGCGUUCACUUUCUUCAUGAACUAAUAUCGUCCGUGCUUUCUUGUUUAUCUGUUAAAUUUUGUUUUUGUCGUCUACUAUAUUGCACUAGCUAACCCCGAAUUACUGACAAUUACACACAAGAAAAAUAUGCAGAUGAUUUAUUAUCUGUUCUGACCGAUUGAAAUUGAAAAAAAUAAAGAUAGAUGAUACGCUUGGAAAGGUUGUAAAUCGUAGUUACAAGGAGCAGUGCCGGUGUUGCUAACCAGCAUCGAUCAUCGCUCCUGAAAGCAAACUCGAGCUGAAGCUAUUCACGCUCAUUUGUCAUGACCAUGACUCCAAUUAUUUGUCUCGAGUGCAGAACAAAUAGAAACCCACUCAGUUCAUAUUCUGUUGACCAACCUUGUUUUUGUGAAAAAGGAGCUAACAAUUAUAGAUUAAAUCUAUACAGUAUGAUCAGGUAAUUUAUCUUGAUAUGGUUAACUUAAGAUUAAAAAAAAAAAACUUUCUUUUUUUUAACCGUAAUAUUGACAUCGUGAGCCUGUCUACAAUGUUGUUGCUUUGUUCCUCCAUCUCUCCAGUUCUUGCACAAGGCGUCGUGUGGUCAAGUAUCUGAUGUCAACCGAUUUUAAAGCUUGGUUUUUCCACGUGGGUUUGGUCCUACCCAUGGCAUUUUCAUCAUGGUACCAUACAAUAAGACGCAAUUGUUAUCAGUCAGAUGUCAUCAUUCAUAAAUAAUUAACAGGUCAAACCUCAUAUGAAGCGAGCUGCUUUGAACCUAUCCGUUUGUCAAAUUGUUAUUAUUUAUUUUAUUUUUGCUGUUGACCGGUGACUUAAACCAAAAUGUAGCCGAACUCUUGUCAUUUUUUUAGGUUUUUGUAAAGGUUCAGCUGUCGAGGCUGCUUCGCAUGCUGUUAACUUUAUUUUUAUAAACUGCUCUCCGUCAUAACCUUUGCAAUCCAUUCUUUUCGCGUGCAGAAAUUGAUAUAUUUAUAUACCUAAUAUGCCUAAGAUUAAGCUCAUAUCUGUAAAUAGAGAAAAAAAAAAUCAACGAUGGAAAUAGAAAGUUUCCUAAUCGAGUAAAACUCAGGUAUCCCAUGACGUCAUGAAGUGUGAAAACGAGGCUGCCAUUAGACCCCGGAUUUAUCGAAAGUUAACGUCGGGUAAACACAGCGAAAACAUCGCCGUCACCAUGGUGAUGAUAAGGAAACGUCCCUCUGGCUGUAAAUUGCUUUUCGAUCGAAACACCAGGUGAGGUGGAGGGCGCAGUGCGCUAAGACGAGGCAUUAGUUGUGGUCAAAUGAAGGACAGUCAUUUCCGAGCUAUUUUUAGCCUUUGUUUCCAGAAGUGAUUCAGUUAAUGAGAAAGCUGUUAGUAUGUAGAUAACGCACUCGCAAAUAAUUACCACUGGUUAUCUUCUUAAUUUUACAGAAUCUCAUCUUUCUGUGUAAAACGUUGUCAUUGUUACGGUGCAUGUGGUCAACGUAUCUUUAUUAAACAGAAAAAUAUACAGACCAAUGGAACAGUGAGUCGCGAGAUACCAACACACAGCCAAUACAUCAAAUGAGAGGCGAAUAAAUUGCGAAUAUUUUUAUAACUACUCUAAGGCGGGGAGAGUUUACCGACUCUAUUAGAAGCCUGUAAUAAAUUAUCAACAAAUCAGACACUAAAAUGUAACAUCAAACAGUUCUGUCGUAGCAAAGUUAUUAUUUAUGACAAAUUAAUAAACAAAAAUUGACAAAAUUUCUGGCAUGGAUCUGAGAAGACUGGCCAGUUUAUAACCAGAUGACUCGGUUAUACAAACAAAACUGCUGAUGAUCAGCUUCCUACAAAGGCUGAUGCUUGUGUAGGGAAACGGUUCCGAACUGCAACUGGUCUGGGGACAGUUGGUUCGAAUCUCGCGAGGUCGAGUUCGUGCAUCUCGUGAACCGUUACAGCGACUGUUUGUAGCUCGGCGAUCGUUUGACAGAAAGACCAUCAAUGGCGCCUCCUCUAGAAGUUUUCAUCGCAGGAUCGGUCACUGCUGUUCACAGUUCUCACAUCUUAAUUCUCGCCAGCACGUCUGCUGUGUCAAACUAUCUCUCUCAACAUAGUAUAUUGUCAAACUAUUGACUAUCUGAACAUGAGAUGUUGUCAAACUAUGGAUACAUGCCAAGCAGUCAAAGAACUGCUAAUAAAAUAUCAACAGCUUCACAGAUCUCUUUACCCAUCAAGCAAGCUCCUAGUAGUGUUUAGUGCACUUGUCUCUCCCACAACCAUAAACCUUUUCAAUGUCACCAUGGAUAUCUGCACGCGCGCCCCUCGUACACCCAACAAAUACAAACAAUUGCAGAAAUGAAAUAUAAAGACUCGUUAAAACUACCUUUAUGGACAAAUUUCAUGCCUUAUCAUAACAAGCCAUCCUACAUGCUUACAUCUAUUAAAUACAAAUAAAUGCAGAAAAUUUCUUUAGCCAAGUACGGAUUGAGUUUUAUUGCUGCUCAGCAUGUGAAAAAGCAUUUAAUGCUCGCCAGCCAUACUUUAUUUAUUACAUCGCACGUGAACUUUGGCUUGAACUUGAGUAAAUGUUGGUACCUGUCGUCAGACAUGUAAAGUAUUUACGAUAUGUUAACAUUUUUUAAGCUGUGCUUGUAAAUAUUUGUUACAUUUUUGCAGACGAUAACAUGAUAGUCUCGCCUGUUGUUAUUUAUUUGCUAAAAGUAACUUCAAGUCACCACAGUCAGAGUCACCCUCGCUUUUGGCGGUGUUCACAUGGUUGUAUUUUGUACAAGAUGGUAUUUUGUACAUGAAGACCUGCAGGUAUAUGCUAGCUGUCAGUCAUAUUUUUAGCUAACAGGUUAAGUAUUUGUUAAACAGAAUCCGUAUUGCUAACUUCCAGUUUCAGUUUAAUUUGAAUAUCUGUCAAAAGCAAACAGGUUGUUCAGCCCAUAUAAUACAAUAUUCGUUCAUGCAAAUAUGUGGAGCUGUGGACUUGUUCAUACAAAAAGUCUAUGGAGCUAUUUGUUCACUUGUAAAUGCUCAGAUUACGAAAUACUUUAUAAAAGUUGUCAUGUGGUUGUUGAUUUGAAGUAUUUGUCAAGCAGCCGUUCAGCCAAAAUGUUCAGUCUUUCACACUGUAAAGCAUAUUAGAAGCUGUCUGUUAAACACACGUUUAGUCUUGUUUACAACAACUCGCAAUGCAGUUAUUAAUUUAUAAAACCUUAUUUAUUUACGAGAGAAUAUAAGUAUUUAAAAUGUAUUUAAUCAGCUUCUAUGUAAUAAUGAAAACCCUAUGUCUACGUCUGAUGUAAAAUCACUGCUAAGGUAUGAUGAUCAGCUUUUAUGAUGUCCUGAGUUUACAUGUUUACUUUGUAUUGCAAUAAACCCAGUAGGUCUAUUUAGGAUUAGAAAGACUACUGAAUGCUCCCACUCUCAAUCCUUUUAUUCUAACAAAGAGAUUGAAACUUGUAACAUGUAGUGCAGUCAGUGAUUUUGCUGUCCAAGACUUGCCAUCCUCUCCCCUGAGGUAUGUAGGGUGCAGGUAGUCUUUACACUGUGUGUGUUAUGUGUUGUUAGCAAAGCAGUGGAUGCUGUCAAAGGCAGCACAUUGUUAUAUCGCGCAGACAACCGACAAGCUUUAUUAAUACAUAUAGUUUGCUAAAUGCAAGUAUUAUUAUGUGUAAUUUGUCAGGUGCAUAACUCCUAUAUCAAGAGACCAGCUUUAUGUUAAUUAUCAAGAACUUCAAAAUUAUUAUCCUAUAUUUUCUGAAAAUCAAAAUGCAACGAUUUAUACUAUGGACAUACCGUUGACGACGAUGUAAAAGACCAGACAAACAACAAAUUUUUGUUUUGUGUUUUGAUAAUAGUCAGACAUGUUAUCAACCUCUCACAAAACGAGCGAUUCUUCACACAAUCCUAUCCUCACAUCUCACAUGCUACUCGAAGAGCGUUUUCCGCAGACGAUAAUUCAGAAACAUUUGUUAAAUACAUAUUAGAGUGACAGGACAGGACAACUGGUCUACCGUAAGAUAGACUACAGGAAUAAAUUUGUAUUUCUUUAUAAAUGAAAUGCUAGCUACAAUAAAAUGCAAGUGAAAACUAUUUUCAGUAUAAUUAUUUCAUACCGUUCUGUAUUUGUCCGAUUAUUGUGCUUUUUGUUUUCUUUUUGUUUAAGGUUUGUACUUCAUCAAUGCAUUUCUUGUAAUGUCUUCCCUGUCCAUCCCACAAAUUUCUUUCAAAUCGUGAAGUGAAAUGAAGAGACACAUCAGUAGCUGACUUGUUUCAUUUGGUCUUCAUCCCAGUUGCCUCUCAAGUUCCCUGGUGCGACACUCAUCAAACCAAAGAAACGCUUUAAAAGACUGGUCCUGACAUGGCAAGAGUCCACACCUUCUCUUGCUGCUUAUUUACGCAUAUUUUUUUAAAAUAAAACAUUUAAAUGAAUUGUUAUUAUUUGUAUGUGUUGGCACAUUUAGAGAGAAAAGAUUUGGGCCGCUUAGAGAACCUGAUUUCUGUAUGUCGUCAUCCUCAGUCUUGUGGAGUCUUUGCUUUGGCAAGCAGCUUCUUUUGAAGUUAAUUAUCAUAUAGACAUAAUAUUCUGUUUGAUAAAGGUCAGGAACAGUUGCUGACCUAAUGAAACUGGGGAGCAUCAGGGUCAGUGACAAAAAUAAUUGCUAGCAUGAGAGACAAAAGAGGUUGGAAGGGAAGUUGGUAGGAUGGGGAGAGGGGAGAAGAGGUACCUGCUACACAUUUUUCUAAAAAUUCUACAGGUCAAAGGUACGCAGACAAAAAGUGGGGUAGCCAGGUACACCAUACCUCACUGCAAUAUUCAUGAACGUUCGUUCAUGUGAGAUGUACCGCCACUUUAGUAUUUACUCUUCCUUUUGUUUCUGUUCAUCGAGCUUACAGUCUGGACAUACUGUUAAAUAACGAUAAUAAUAAAAGAGAAUUUUCAUGCCGUUUGAAAAGUGUUCUUGUUUCAUAAGUGUGGGUAAGCAAUAAAGAAUUAUGUUGUG
Messenger RNA from Pomacea canaliculata, 10446 nucleotides. RefSeq lists its product as uncharacterized. The record is from RefSeq and is a predicted model, not a curated record. The coding region runs from base 496 to 2733 and encodes 745 amino acids. Gene Ontology annotation, cellular component: membrane; cytoplasm. The transcript is spliced from 10 exons. Gene Ontology annotation, molecular function: scavenger receptor activity. NCBI's taxonomy places the organism in Eukaryota, Metazoa, Mollusca, Gastropoda, Architaenioglossa, Ampullariidae.